Thunnus maccoyii (southern bluefin tuna) is the source of this 2604-nucleotide messenger RNA. RefSeq names its product glucosamine (N-acetyl)-6-sulfatase a (gene gnsa). Gene Ontology annotation, biological process: glycosaminoglycan metabolic process. The coding region runs from base 18 to 1775 and encodes 585 amino acids. Gene Ontology annotation, molecular function: glycosaminoglycan binding; N-acetylglucosamine-6-sulfatase activity. The record is from RefSeq and is a predicted model, not a curated record. NCBI's taxonomy places the organism in Eukaryota, Metazoa, Chordata, Actinopteri, Scombriformes, Scombridae. The transcript is spliced from 14 exons.
AGGAAACAGGAAGUGUUAUGUUAAACAGAAACAGGGCCGAGUCUGCCUUGUUUUUCUCUUCAGUUAGAAGACACCCACUAACAACAUUUCACGCUGUUAUAAGACACAGCGCUGAGAGAAGAGACGGACAGCUUUCAGUCGUUCAUGAUUUAACGAUGAAGAUGGUUUCAAAUCGCUCCUGUUUGUCGAGCUUAUUGAUCUGCGUCACUUUGUGGAGCCACCUGAGCAGCGGGGUGUUUGCUAAAUCAUACCGGAGACCAAACAUUGUUUUGAUUCUCACCGACGACUUGGACAUCGCUAUCGGGGGUCUGAAUCCACUAAACAAGACCAAAAAACUCAUAGGUGAUGCAGGGAUAUCAUUCACAAACGCAUUUGUUGCCAGCUCGCUGUGCUGCCCCAGUCGAGCCAGCAUCCUGACGGGGAAAUAUCCCCACAACCACCACGUCAUCAACAACACCUUAGAGGGAAACUGCAGCAGCAAAGCCUGGCAGAAGAGCGAGGAGGCUCACACCUUCCCCGCUUUGUUACGGACCAGCGGCUAUCAGACCUUCUUCGCUGGGAAAUACCUCAACCAGUACGGACACGCGGAGGCUGGUGGAGUGGAGCACGUUCCUCCAGGCUGGAACUACUGGGUCGCACUGGAAAAGAACUCUAAAUACUACAACUACACUCUGUCAGUGAACGGGAAGGCUCAGAAACAUGGAGCGGACUACAGCAAAGAUUACCUGACAGACGUGCUGGCCAACAUGUCUCUAGACUUCCUCCAGUAUAAAUCCAACUACCAGCCGUUCUUUAUGAUGGUUUCCACGCCGGCGCCACACUCCCCCUGGACGGCAGCUCCUCAGUACCAGGACGAGUUCAACAACACCAAGGCGCCCAGAGAUCCCAACUUCAACGUCCAUGGAAAGGACAAACACUGGUUGAUCAGACAGGCUAAAACCCCCAUGACCAACUCGUCUGUUCAGUUUCUAGAUGACGCUUUCAAGAAGCGGUGGAGAACUCUGCUGUCAGUUGACGACCUGGUGGAGAAAAUAGUGAAGAGGUUGGAGGUCAGAGGUGAACUGGACACGACCUACAUCUUCUUUACCUCUGAUAACGGGUACCACACAGGUCAGUUCUCUCUUCCUCUGGAUAAGAGGCAGCUCUAUGAGUUUGACAUCAGAGUUCCUCUCAUGGUCAGAGGACCAAACAUCAAACCCAACCAGACCAGCCAGAUGCUGGUGGCGAACGUCGACCUUGGCCCGACCAUCCUGGACAUCGCCGGGUACGACGUCAACAAGACGCAGAUGGACGGCAUGUCCUUCCUGCCCGUUAUGGAGGGUAAAAUGAACAGCAGCAGCUGGAGAACAGACAUCCUGGUGGAGUAUGAAGGAGAAGGAAGCAACGUGUCCGACCCCGCCUGCCCUCUGCUGGGACCCGGAGUGUCGGAGUGUUUCCCAGAUUGUGUGUGUGAGGACUCGUACAACAACACCUACGCCUGUGUGCGCACAGUCGCCCCCUCCGCCAACCUGCAGUACUGCGAGUUUGACGAUAACGAGGUGUUUGUAGAAGUCUACAACGUGACAGCGGACCCCUUCCAGCUCACAAACAUCGCAAAGACCAUCGACCAGGAAGUCCUGGAGAAGAUGAACCAUCGGCUGAUGAUGCUACAGUCCUGUGCCGGACAGUCGUGUCGGACACCCGGCGUGUACGACCCGAGGUAUAAAUUCGACCCUCGACAGAUGUUUACCAGCCACAGCUGGCGGCUCAGCAGACUCAGACAAACGAUGAAAUAAGAAGAACAGAAGAUGACGAGGAGAGGACGGAGGAAAGAAGGGCUGUAUUGUAUUUUGUAUUCAGCCUUUCCUGCUGUUGUUGCCUUGUUUUCGGGCCUCCUGAGCCAGUCUCUGUUGUAGAUGGAUGGAGAAGGGAUCGAAGGCAUCGUAUUUUUUGGGGAAAUAGGUGGGUUGCCAUGGAGACGGGAGGCCUCUCUGGGUGCAGCACCCACCAUUUAAACCUUCCAGUCUUGGCUGCUGUUUAGUGAUUUUUGUCAGUGGCUGUGCAGGGAUGCCAAAUUAUCGUUAAGGACGGAUUUACACUAGUAAGUCAUUAAUUUUAAUUGUGCAUUGAAUGUCUGCUCGGUCAGUCGUGAUAUCCGCUUAAAAUCCUGGAAAAAUGUGACAAAAGAUUGGCCCCCAAUGCAUAUAAAUUAAUGCCUGUUUCUCUGUGGAGAAUAUCAUAUCAACGAUCCAAACAUUUACUUCUCUGAAUACACAGUGCCUGAUUCGUCUUUGGUGCAUUCGGAUCGUCCUCAAUCAUCUGUCGGAAAAUUGGAAAUUUUCAAUACCGGAAGUAAACACAUUAACUUCAACUAUAGGGCUCAUUUAUUGAUAAACAAUUUCUGCUAUUAAACUAAUUUAGCGUAUAAAAUAACAAACAUAAUGACAUGACCGUCACUUGUUCCCAAAUCCCAAAGUGUCGCUUUCAGUUUAAGGCUGCAACUAACGAUUAAUUUCAUUAUCGAUGAAUCUGUCGAUUAUUGUCUCCAUUAGUUGACGGAUUAUUUGAUCUAUAAAAUGUCUGAAACUGGAGAAAAAAAUCUUGAUUACUGUUUUCUCAAAGCCU